UUCUCUAUCCCUUUUAGUCUGCAUCGAUCUUUCGCAUGAAGCAGAGGAAUCAUCCGUAUCGGUUGCGCAUAAGCCAUUAAGGACGACCGUCCACCUCUUCUUCCUUUGAAACCCGACUGCCAACUCCGUGCCGUUGCUUCUUCCUGUUCCAUCUCCCUCAUGGGUUGCGAGACCUGGCCCUCUGAUGAAGAGCUGGUUGAAUUGCAGAAGUCUGUGGCUGUCCUAGCAAAUUGUGAUCACAAUAAAGUCAAGAUUGUAGUGUCACCUUACAGAAUAUGUCCACUGGGUGCUCAUAUAGAUCAUCAGGGUGGAACGGUUUCAGCUAUGACAAUCAACAGAGGGGUUUUACUGGGAUUUGUUCCUUCUGGUAACUCAAAUGUAUUACUUCAGUCUGGACAAUUUAAAGGAGAAGUAAGGUUCAGUGUUGAUGAAAUUCAGCAGCCAAAGUGUUCAAAUGCUAAUGACAACCAUGGAAAUGAAAAAUCAAAAUGCUAUGAGGAAUGUGCAUGGGGAACUUAUGCAAGAGGGGCAUUAUAUGCCCUGCAAAGAAGUGGACGACAAAUCUCACAGGGCAUCAUAGGAUUUAUUUGUGGCUCGGGAGGACUUGAUAGUUCUGGUCUUAGCUCAUCUGCUGCUGUUGGCAUAGCUUAUCUAUUGGCUUUGGAAACUACAAACAAUAUAAUAGUGUCACCAGUGGAGAAUAUCGAGUAUGACAGGCUCAUUGAAAAUGAAUAUUUAGGUUUGGAGAAUGGAAUCUUGGAUCAAUCUGCAAUUUUGCUCUCCCGCAGUGGCUGUCUUACAUGCAUGAACUGCAAGACUAAGGAAUAUAGUCUUACACCUCUGCCAAAAGAGGAAGGAAAUCCAGAUGUAAAAGGACAGACUACCUUUAAGGUAUUAUUGGCAUUUUCUGGCCUCAGGCAUGCAUUGCCAAGCAAUCCAGGAUAUAACCUUCGUGUUUCUGAGUGCAGAGAAGCUGCUAAAGUUCUUCUGGAGGCAUGCGGCAAAGGAAAGCUUAAGCCUCUUCUUUGCAAUGUUGGUUUUGAUGAGUACAAAAUUUACAAGGACAAGUUGAGUGCUGUUCUAGCUAGAAGAGCAGAACAUUAUUUCUCAGAAAAUCUUAGAGUUACUGAAGGUCUUACAGCUUGGAGCGCGGGUAAGUUGGAGGAAUUUGGAAAGCUGGUUUCAGAAUCUGGCCUCAGCUCCAUCAAGAAUUAUGAGUGUGGCUGUGAACCACUAAUACAAUUAUAUGAGACAAUUCUGAGAGCGCCUGGCAUAUUUGGUGCAAGAUUCAGUGGUGCUGGAUUUCGAGGAUGCUGUUUAGCAUUUGUUUCUGCUGACCAUGCAGCCGAAGCUGCAACUUUCAUAAAACAUGAAUACAGAGCCCUUCAACCGCAGUUAGCAUCACAACUCAGUGAUGACACUGCUGUAUUAAUUUGUGAUGUAGGAGAUGGAGCUCGUGUGAUCGGAUGAAAUAUGUUUUCCUUAUCAUCAUGUGCUGUCGACAUUGCAAAUGCACGUGCAGGCAGAAGCAGGAACACGUUGGGUGCUUAUCCUAGCACCGCUGAGAAUCAAGUUUUUUUUUUCCAUAGCAGUAACUUCUCCACCUGCGGAGUCCUGUCAUCUAGAAGCAAUAAUGAUCUGCUGUUCUUCAUUGUAUUCUUUUAGCAAAAGACGAGCGAUUCAGUUAUGCAAAAUUCAUUUCAUUGAAGGAGUGAGUGGAAGGUACAUGUGGGGACUCGUGAACUCAUUUUUGCGCAUAAAUGUUACCUUGUAAGGUCAAGGACUAACUUUUUGGCCGUUAAAUAAGGUAUUGUUUUUUA
Molecule: messenger RNA, 1820 nt
Organism: Nymphaea colorata (pocket water lily)
Lineage: Eukaryota; Viridiplantae; Streptophyta; Magnoliopsida; Nymphaeales; Nymphaeaceae
Product: galacturonokinase
Exons: 14
Coding region: 160-1470 (436 amino acids)
Biological process (GO): galactose metabolic process
Cellular component (GO): cytoplasm; cytosol
Molecular function (GO): ATP binding; galactokinase activity
Source: RefSeq, a predicted model, not a curated record